GCAACGCGAGCAAUAAUCGAGCUUCCUUGUGCACCUACAUAAAAACUAACCUCCGAAGAGUAAAAUAACCACUGCCUGCUUGCACCAGAAAUGGAUUAUUCGGCUUGGAACUUCGCACACUCGGCAUUGCUUGCAGCCGUUGCUAUCUUCAGUUGCAACUGUGGAGCCCAAUAUGUCAAGACAAAUUCCGAAGAAGAUCUUAACCUUCUUAAGGUACUCAAUACACCCGAACCACUUUUUCUUUUCUCCUGGAAACCUAAAAUACCUACAAACGAAACAUGCGUAGGAUAUGACUGCACAAAACAGACAAGAACCUGCGAACAUAUGCGAAAAAUAGCGAUGAACAGAAUUUAUUAUAACCAUACAGUGUCCAAGCUUGUAUCUGAUAACACUUGGCUGAACGAUACUCUAAUGGGAAAAUUUAUAUUGGGCAAUCCGCCACAUAAAAUGAAUGUCUACAAUCUAACAGAACCCAUUCCAGAGCCAUAUCUAAGCUCUUACUGUAUGGAGCUCAUAUAUAGUCAGCCAAUAACUUAUAACUGCAGCGUUAUGCUUGUAUCUAAAGACAUUUAUGGAAUGUGCAAUCCCUCGGACCCUAACGUACUGGCUACCACAAAGUGCAGCCUGUACAUGCGCGGAAAGCUCCCUUCCCGUGUGUACCCUCCGAGGGACUGCCAAUUUGCGUUCAACAGGUGCAGCAGUUCGAGAAUAAUUUAUAUGCCGUACAGUCCGAGUUGCGCCGUUCAUGUUCCAGAAGAAGAGGGAAGAAAACACUAAGGCCUUGGGAAAGUUCAUAAGCACUUUUUCAUGAACCAGCAAUAAAAUAUUUUAACGUGUUUCACAAAUAC
Messenger RNA from Rhipicephalus sanguineus (brown dog tick), 848 nucleotides. RefSeq lists its product as uncharacterized. Lineage: Eukaryota; Metazoa; Arthropoda; Arachnida; Ixodida; Ixodidae. The coding region runs from base 91 to 777 and encodes 228 amino acids. The transcript is spliced from 6 exons. The record is from RefSeq and is a predicted model, not a curated record.